AUGGAGUCCAAGAUCCCCGAUUUCCUGGCCGAGCAGCAAGCAAAUGGCACCCCCGAGACCCAGACCUAUCUCCUCACCUUUGAAGACUUCUGGGAGCGCAAGCUAUGGCAUCAGUUGACAGACGCACUGGUUGAAUUCUUCAAACUGCCAGAGAGUGCCCCGCAGCGUUUAGCCUUCUUCAAGAACUUCGUCCUUAGCUUCGCCGACCGGAUCAACCAGCUCAAGUUCGUUGCGCUGGGUUUGAUGGCCGCGACGGAGUGUGCCGAUGAUAAAGAACGCCUCGCUUUCCUCACAUCCCUCGCCGACAAGGUCGACAAGCCCGAAUCACAAGAUGCACACGUCUAUGCGCUUGCCGAUGUUGCCAAUGUCAAACUGAAGCUGGAGGAUCUGGAGGGGGCACAGAAGGACCUGGCGUCCUGCCAAAAGGCACUCGACUCGUUCGACUCAGUCGAGACCGUGGUGCAUGCGUCAUUCUACAAAGUGAACGCGGAUUACUUCCACGCUAAGCAAGAAUUCGCCUCUUUCUACAAAAAUGCCCUUCUGUACCUGGCCUGUAUCGAUCUCGAAGAUCUCCCUGAAACGGAGCGCGUCUCCCGCGCCUAUAACCUCAGCGUCGCCGCUCUGGUCUCCGACUCCAUCUACAACUUUGGAGAGCUUCUCCUGCACCCGAUCCUGGAUACUCUGACCCCAACACCGCACAACUGGUUGCGUGAGCUGCUCUUCGCUUUCAACCGCGGCGAUCUGGGCGCCUACGACGUGCUCGCCGGAAAUAUCAGCAAGAACAAGCUACUCGAAUCGCACCGCGUCUUCCUGUACCAGAAGAUCUCUCUCUCCGCGCUGACGGAGAUGGUCUUCCACCGCCCACCCCAUGACCGUUCCCUUUCCUUCGAUGCUAUCGCCUCUGAGACGAAGGUGCAGCCUGAUGAGAUCGAGCACCUGGUCAUGAAGGCUUUAUCCCUAGGAUUGUUGAAGGGUUCGAUUGAUCAGGUGGCGCAGGUUGCACAAAUCCAUUGGGUGCAGCCCAAGGUACUGGAUCUCAAGCAGAUUGAUGGCAUGCGGAACCGUUUGAAAGACUGGGAUGCCGGUGUUAAUCAGCUUGGUCACUGGAUCGAGGGCGUUGGCAAGGAUGUCUGGGCUGCAUAG
Messenger RNA from Penicillium waksmanii, 1143 nucleotides. Its product is annotated as proteasome regulatory particle lid subunit RPN9. Gene Ontology annotation, cellular component: proteasome regulatory particle, lid subcomplex; cytosol; nucleus. NCBI's taxonomy places the organism in Eukaryota, Fungi, Ascomycota, Eurotiomycetes, Eurotiales, Aspergillaceae. Gene Ontology annotation, molecular function: structural molecule activity. The coding region runs from base 1 to 1143 and encodes 380 amino acids. The record is from RefSeq and is a predicted model, not a curated record. Gene Ontology annotation, biological process: ubiquitin-dependent protein catabolic process. The transcript is spliced from 3 exons.